UGAAUUCAGUUUUAUGGUUCGUGUUAAAAUGGAAUUGAUUCGAACAAUAAAUGCUUCUAUUAUAUUGCUCGAAUGUCUUUAAACGUAGUAUCGGCUUCUGAGCGUGUGUGUACUGCCUGGAUCUCUUGCGUGUGACUUGAAGAAAAUCCAAAGUUUGUUCGUUGUGUCAACACGUAAUUGUGAUCUCCAGCAGUCGAAUUUUGGUGGCGUCCGCCGGGGUAUAAAUGGUCAAUGAGGGCACAGGAAACACCUCACUGCCUACGACAGGUGAUGAGCUUGUCCUUUACACGAACCUGAAGACCUGCCGGCUUUCACUACACCAUACACUUCAAGGAAGGCGUAUUAACACUACGUAAAUAUUUCUUGACUAGUGUUCCAUCACGUUGUCCAUAGUUUAAAACAGGCUUUGGAGGCAGCCAAUAAACCUGAAAGUGUUCUUCGCUUUUAUAUGAGGGCGUCACCACCAUACCCACAGCACAGAAAGCGUAAAAGCAAGUGGAGACAUACAUCCCUUGCUAGCUGCGGAAAUAGCAAAAGUUGUUGAAGAUGGAACUACGUCUGUGAGAAUAAUAAAGUUACACCUUGAAAGAUUUGUGAACAUAACCUUCACUGGACCAAACAAGCCAGAUAAUAUGAACACUACAUUUUACCCCACACAUCUCACAAUAUAUAGUCAUGUGUACAGGGCCCUUAAGAAAUUGAAGAAAAGUGUGUUUGACCAAGAUGCUUUGCAAAUGCAGAUUAAUGAGUGGCAGAAAGAAUAUAGAGGUGACAAUAUUUUUUUCAGGCCUUUUUCAGAUGUUGAUGGAGAAAUACAGCCAUUGCUGUUUUGUUAUGAGAGUGCAUGGCAGGAGGAUAUCUUAAAAAAAUAUGGAGAUGUAUGUUUGCUUGAUGCCACCUACAAAACAACAAAAUAUGACAUUCCUUUAUUUUUUGUUACAGUAAAGGCAAACAGAUGCUGUUUAGUGGUAGGUUUUUUCUUUAUUCAGGUAGAAGAUACAAGGUCAAUUGCUGAAGCGCUACUUGUUUUCAAGAGGUGGAAUACAAACUUCGACCCAACCUACUGGGUUACUGAUUUUUCAGAGUCCGAGAUAGCAGCAAUUAAAGAAAUAUUUCCAUUUUCAAAAGUGUACUUGUGUUCAUUUCACAGGGAACAGGCUCGGGGGCGAUGGGUUAAAAAGGGUGGGAAUCUAACUGUAGGAACUGAUAAAGAGUCCGUUCUGGAGCUGUGGCGCUAUGUUGCAACGUCUCCCACUGAGGAACAGUUCGAACUCAAUGUUGAAAUGUUAGAGACUCUUGAGGUUUUUCGUAGAAACCCCAAGGCACUUAUUUAUUUUAAAAAUCAAUGGCUCUCACUUGCUGAAAAUUGGGUGAGAGCUUUUGAGAAUAUUGGCAUAUUUGCCAAUAUUAGAACCACAAACGGUGUUGAAACAAUGAACGAGAAGGUCAAAAAGUCUUUUCUGAACUAUGACACAGACAAAACAUUAACAGGAGUUGUUAAGGUAUUAGUAAAUAGUUUCAUUCCUGGCCUCAUGAAAAAGUAUUGCCAAAUGAAUUCUGUUAUUAGAAAGAACAAUGAAGUUGUACCUGCAUUUUUGCACGGAAAGACACAGGAAUUUAUAACACACUUGUGGAAACGAUAUUCUUCUGCAGAAGAAAGCUUCAGUAAAGAGUCAGUGUCAGUAAUAAGUGAGGGUGUUUUUUCCGUGAAAAGCGACACUUCAAAAGAUGUUGGGUAUACUGUAAACUUUGCGGAACCAAGUUGUACAUGUGAAGAUUACCAAAAGCACAAAUAUAUGUGUAAACAUUUUUAUGCCAUCUUUAUUUUCUAUCCUCAAUGGGGUUUUGACAAAGUAAAUGAAAAGUACAGAAAUAGCCCGUUAAUUUGUUUGGAUAGGACAUAUGGGUAUGGUGCAAGUGGCAGCUGUAUUUAAACAGACUGCGUGAAUUAGAGGAGUCCAGCUAUGAAUGAAGAGCAUAACAUUCCUGAACCAUCAGCUUCUUCUUCAUCUCUGUUUCGAGAGGCAAGAGAGAGAUGUCGGAACAUUAUAAAUCUCACAUACAAUUGUGACAAUGACACGAUAAAAAAAGUGUUAGAGGCACUUAAAAAUGUGGAACGUAUUGGAAGAUUGUUGAACCCUACAGAAAAUGGUCUUCCUUUAGCAGCGACAUCAUCUUCAAAAAUGUAGGAACACUCGUUUAAAUGGAGGCAGAAUUUGUGAAACACGUAUUUGCCCUUUUGCUUUUCUGGAUGUUCGUAUAGAUUUAAUAAUGAAAUGGAUUGAUCAGAGUAUGGUGAGUUAAGUGUCUACAGCAAUCACUUACAUUGGGAGAUUUUUCAGUUUUACAUUAAAAUAUGUGGUAGUACAGCAAAUUUAAAACUGGAAGAACUUCCCAACCAAAAUGAAAGUCAUGGUUACACAACUUGCCAUACCCUCAUAAAUACAUUUUACCAUCAAUAGUUGAAGUAGAUACCCAACUGUGUGCUGAUUGUGCUGCUACUGAUACUUUUUUUGUUAAAUGGUAUUGGUAGCAUGAAGCAAGACUGGAAGUACCAAAAAGCUCUUCUUUAUUUCUUAUAACAAUAAUAAUUAAUAUUAUUACACUUUAUUACAAACAUUGUCAGAGUUAUUGGAGAAAUACACAAUAGGUGGGACCAAUGGUCAUUACUGAAGGUUGAUACAAGAGAAGUAAAACUCUGAAUGGUUUCUAAAAAUCAGAUCUGAUCAAAUUUUACAGAAAGCUACAUGUAAAUAUACAGGAGUAAAAACUGUCACCACUGUUGUCAUGAGAUUUUCUAUAAUGCUAUAGCUAAGACUUUGUAUGUAGUGUCUGACAAUUCAGUAUGGUACUUUUCCAGUAAGUGCAGAAGUGCCUAUUUCAUAUUAGAGUUAGCAACCCGUGUGUGCACCUGUUUAAUGUUAAAAAGAGUCGUUUUUAUAUAUGUUAGAUCAGAAGUUAAACGACAACACUUUUCAUGUAAAACAGAUGCACAUGCACAUGUGCCAUGUUCAUUUCCCAUUACUGAAAAAUGACUGACCAUUCUAACUACAUUUUAUGUAGGGUUUAUGUAAACAUUUGUAAUGUUUACAGGGCUUUCUUGUCUCUUUUGCAACAAGUGAGGGUUUGGCACUCAUUUAUGUUCCACUACAGUUUCCGCACAAAAUACUCAAACUUACUACUUGCACUGAUUCAGUACAAAAGUCAAUUUCUAAAGCAUAUGACACCAUUGCAUUGUUGUAUCUUUCUGUGCAGGCUCAGGGAUAUAUGUUUCAAUGGUAGGAUUUUUCUGGCAGUCUGGAAUGAGGUUAGAGAGAAAACUAUUGCUAAGACCAUAAAUCCAGUAAUGUUUCAACACCAUUUGUGUGUGAGUGUGAGUGACUGAGUGACUACUUCCAAAAGCAGUUCCUCAACCAUUGUCGCGUGGAUAUAUAUAUAUAUAUAUCUCUCUCUCUCUCUCUCUCUCUCUCUCUCUCUCUCUCUCUCUCACACACACACACACACACACACACACACACACACACAUUGAUAUUCUUUAAUUAUCCUUCAAGAUGCAGCUGGCUAGUAGUACGCAUCGCAACAUAAAAAUUAAUAUAUUCCCCACAGGCAAGAAUUAGAUAUGAACAAACAAAAUUUCAUGCCAAAAUUUGUGCCCCAUUAAGUUUUAAUGAUUCCGUAACAACAGAUGAUGUAAUAUGUCCCACAAGAAGUAAUGCACUCCCAUUUUCUACAGUUAUAUAACCUGGUUCCUAAGACAGAAGUGUCAAGUGCGUCCAAGUGAAAUAAUGUAAAUAGCUUUUUCCAAAAGGGAAAUGAAUCCUUAAUAGUUUUUACCUUGAACUCUAAGAAACUGGCACCCAACCCAUUAACUGUGGAUGAUGAUUGUUCCAUCUCUUGGAAAUUUGUAGAACUUCAUAAAUUGGCACUCAUACAAUCAACUUAAAAGGAGGGUCGAGGAAAAGAAAAAUCCAACCACUAAACACCACAUCUUUGCAUUGAGUGUGAGGCAAAACAUAGGAAAGUCAUAUUUUGUAUAUAUCAUCUAGCAAAUUAACUUGCAUUGCUUUGUGUCACUGUUCUGUACUGCAUUGGUAUUGGGAUUCAGACUCAGCAGGGAAAAGGUUCACAUCCAUAGGUUCUGUUUGUGCUCAUUAAUCUGAAUCUCUCUUAAAUUUUCUUCACAUUGCAAAUUGUCUUGUCUGUGAAGUAAAACUUCGUGUGGUCGUGGUGUGACUUGAUUUCUCUAGUGAAGUCAACAGGAAUAAGUAGAUUCUGUAAGCUUACGUGGAUUUGGUUUAUGUAGCUAAGUGGUACUUAAUAUUUAAAAUUUGAUAAUCUUGUAACUGUUAAAUACCUAAGAAUUUUUUUGUACUUAUUACUAUAGACAUAGGAUUUUUGUGUAAAUGAACUUAAAAAACUACAAAUGUAUUUGUGUUUGUAAAUAAAGUGGCAUGUCUCACACCAUAAUAAAUUGUACAGAUGAGGAGUGUAUAUAUGUUAUGGAUGUAUACCAUGUUUUAA
Molecule: messenger RNA, 4521 nt
Organism: Schistocerca serialis cubense
Lineage: Eukaryota; Metazoa; Arthropoda; Insecta; Orthoptera; Acrididae
Exons: 2
Coding region: 633-1934 (433 amino acids)
Molecular function (GO): zinc ion binding
Source: RefSeq, a predicted model, not a curated record